Nilaparvata lugens (brown planthopper) is the source of this 1718-nucleotide messenger RNA. RefSeq names its product (Lyso)-N-acylphosphatidylethanolamine lipase (gene puml). The transcript has 8 exons. NCBI's taxonomy places the organism in Eukaryota, Metazoa, Arthropoda, Insecta, Hemiptera, Delphacidae. The record is from RefSeq and is a predicted model, not a curated record. Bases 420 to 1442 code for a protein of 340 amino acids. Gene Ontology annotation, cellular component: lipid droplet.
GUGAAUUGUUUGAAAUGACUAUCAGAACAACAUUGCAAAUUCAAGGUCUUAAAUUAAAUUCUUGUUUAAAUGAUUUGUUUAAACCUGCAGUGUUGCUUGACUGGUGUGAUAUAGUGUGAUAGCCAGUCUUACUUCGGCUAGAUCUACUAGUCGUCGGCUCAUCUUUAUCUUUAACCUUUGGUGUUUAUCCAUUAGUAUAAUUCUUAACCUAAUAUUUAUUUUUCAAUUGAUAUAAACAUACAUGGCUGAGGAUGAGGUCAAUCACUCUAGGUAUGCUGAGUUUUGAGUUCAUUCAAGAAAAAUCUAGUCACUGUUCAUGAUGUGCGAUGAUGUCAACUUCUUUCGACUUUAUUGCUUAUUGAAUUCUUACAAACCGUAGUUCUGGUGUUUUUGGCUGGAUUUGGACCUGGUGGAGCCCAAUGUCUACAAAUCUUCUAAGGGCCGCUGAGAAACAAAUCUUGUCUUGUUUGAAAACAGCAUACAAAGGAUGGUACGUGGAUAUCGGGUCUGUGGUGGGACCCGCUGACAAGAUAUGGACGAUUUCGCUGAACACAGACUCUGCAAAGACACCGCUGGUGCUGCUGCAUGGCCUUGGCUCCGGUGUCGCACUCUGGUGCCUCAACCUCGACGCUCUAGCCGCCGAACGACCCGUCUAUGCCAUCGACGUACUAGGAUUCGGAAGAAGUUCGAGACCGUUAUUUAGUGCUGAUCCAACGGAAGCUGAGCAACAGUUUGUAAAAUCAAUAGAAGAAUGGCGCCAAGAAAUGCAAUUGAAAAAGAUCAUCCUUCUAGGACACAGUAUGGGAGGAUUCCUAGCUGCAUCUUAUGCGAUUCACCACCCUGAAAGAGUGAAUCACCUAAUUUUAGCAGACCCAUGGGGAUUCCCCGAGAAGCCAGCCGAUGUAGUUUUGAAGAACAAUAUACCGUUUGUUGUGAGAGCCAUAGCUUACUUGAUGCAGCCUUUCAAUCCGUUCUGGGCUAUCAGAGCAGCUGGGCCUUGGGGUCAAGCUUUGAUAGAGAAAAUGCGACCCGAUCUAGUUAAGAAAUUUUCUCCUGUAUUAUCGGACUCUAGCUUGGUUUCCCAGUACUUAUUUCAGUGUAACGCACAAUCUCCAUCGGGUGAAGGAGCUUUCCAUUCUAUGAUGACAGGCAUGGGUUGGGCCAAGAAUCCGAUGCUGAAAAGGAUACACCUGCUUCACAAGCAAGUGCCAGUCACAUUGCUGUAUGGCGGUCGGUCGUGGAUCGAUAAUUCGGCCGGAGAAAAAAUCAGGGAACGCAGAAAGGAGGGCUAUGUCAAUGUCCAGAUGAUACCCGGAGCAGGACACCAUGUCUAUGCUGACAAAUGCGAUGUUUUCAAUAAAUAUGUUAACGAAGCAUGUGCAAUAUUUGACAAAAGUGAUGAAGAUACUAGAAGAGGAAAUCUCCAGGUCGAUUCUGAUUGAGUAUUUUAGUUUGUAAAAUGUUUUGUAUUCGAAUUUAAUUUAAGGUGACGGAGAUGCCAUGCCAAUCGCACCGAAUUUAUCAAAAGUGCCCUCGUUAAUAAAUACUAUUAUUAUUAUUCUUCUGCAUUUCUUGAUAAUUAGGAGUAAUAGUAUUAGCAAUAAUAUCAUUGAUAGAGGUAUUUAUUAAAUGUUUACCAAGUAAACGUUGAAAUUGGAUAUUUUUACUUGUUAAAAUUGUAUAUAGUUUAUAAAAGUAAUAUUGAAUAUUUUGUUGUA